CAAGCGCCGCCCAUGCAGCACCCCUGAGCUCCGGGGAAGGAGAGUUAAUGAAAAAACACUUAACCGUCUCCGCUGCGGAGAGUCAUGAGCUGUCUGGAUGUUAUGUACCAAGUCUAUGGUCCUCCGCAGCCCUACUUCGCAGCCGCCUACACCCCCUACCACCAGAAACUAGCCUAUUACUCCAAAAUGCAGGAAGCGCAGGAGUGCAAUGCCAGCCCCAGCAGCAGUGGCAGCGGCAGCUCCUCAUUUUCCAGCCAAACCCCAGCCAGUAUAAAAGAGGAAGAAAGCAGCCCAGAGAAAGAGCGCCCACCAGAGGCAGAGUACAUCAACUCCCGCUGCGUCCUCUUCACUUAUUUCCAGGGGGACAUCAGCUCCGUGGUGGAUGAACAUUUCAGCAGGGCCCUGAGCCAACCCAGCAGCUACUCUCCUAGCUGUACCAGCAGCAAAGCACCAAGGAGCUCUGGGCCCUGGCGAGACUGCUCCUUCCCGAUGAGCCAGCGCAGCUUCCCCGCCUCCUUCUGGAACAGCGCGUACCAGGCGCCAGUGCCCCCGCCGCUGGGCAGCCCUCUGGCCACCGCGCACUCGGAGCUGCCCUUCGCCGCCGCCGACCCCUACUCGCCCGCCGCGCUGCAUGGCCACCUGCACCAGGGCGCCACGGAGCCCUGGCACCACGCGCACCCGCACCACGCGCAUCCGCAUCACCCCUACGCCCUGGGCGGCGCCCUCGGCGCCCAAGCCGCCCCCUACCCGCGCCCCGCCGCUGUGCACGAAGUCUACGCGCCGCACUUCGACCCGCGCUAUGGGCCGCUGCUGAUGCCAGCCGCCUCGGGGCGCCCGGCCCGCCUCGCAACCGCCCCGGCGCCCGCGCCCGGCAGUCCUCCCUGCGAGCUCUCCGGCAAAGGCGAGCCGGCGGGCGCCGCGUGGGCCGGGCCCGGGGGACCCUUCGCGAGCCCCUCGGGGGACGUGGCCCAGGGUCUGGGCCUCAGCGUGGACUCAGCUCGUCGUUAUUCCCUCUGUGGUGCAUCCCUCCUGAGCUGAUCUGCUGACCCAGGGUUUCCCCUUCCCCUUCCCUUCUAACCAGCCUUGGAGGCUCAGCAUCUGUGCCUCUCACUCCGUGGAUGAGGACAUGGGGGAAGGCAGAGACUUCAGACUUCUCAGUGUGUUGGGAAAACCAAAGACCACAACUAGAGAAAUUCAUCUAAAAAUAAGUCCUGCUGCUGAAAGAGCAAAUCCAAAGACUGAGUUAUGUUUAAUGACUUUUGGCCGAAUCACUGGAAAUAUCUGUGGUGAGAUUGCUGAGUCAGGUGAUACGAUAUCAUAAGCUUUCUUGGAACGGGGGAAAGAAAAUGAAACUUUUUGGUGUGAAUAUUUUUUAUGCUGAUGUGAAUUAUUUUGUUAGGUAGUGUGAUUAUAGCACUACUACUGUCAGAUUUUAAAUUGUAUGUGUACUUGCAUCUAAGACUGUGGUAGAGAAGUAAAGAGAAGUCAAUUCCUUCUUCCUCACCUCUCAGCCUCCAGAUCCCUUCCUGCCCAUCCCUUCCCUACAAUGCCCACUCCAGACGCAAAGAUACACUUUUUUCCUUUGGACUGUGAACAUGGAAGCCUCAGCCUGAAUGUGAGUGGCAAGUGGCUUAUCUGGAGCCACCUGCCCAAGUCUUACUAAAAUGCAGCUGUUGUUAGACAACUGUUUAAAACUCCAGAAAUACAUCACCCAAGGUGGCAGUUCUCAGUAUUUGGCAGAACAAUUGCAAUUGCACUGGGUAUAUUAUAUAUAUAUAUAUGUAUGCAUAUAUAUCAUAUUUUUUACAAGGAACAUUUUAUGAUGAAAGAAGAAACCCUUCUCUGCCUUCUGUCCCACGAAUUCUGUCCCUGUAUCCUCUGGAUGUAAAAAGCAAGGAGAGACCCCAACUGUCUCCAUGGAGAAGAACUAGGAAUCACCACAAGGGGAAGAAAUGUACAUGAAGUCUCCAUUACCUCGAAUUUUUUUCUCAGUCUCACUGGUUGUGAUUUGGUCACUUUAGUGUUGGGACAGGGGAAAGGGUCUGAGCGUGGGCAAAGCUGAAGGUGAUAAGGAAGAAGAGACGAACAUUAAAGAUGUCUAUUUACUAUGAGCUCACUGUGUUGUUUCAUAAAAAGAAAAUAAAUAACUUAGUUUUUUUCUAGUAGAAUAAAAUAACACAGUAGUAUGAUUUGAUGUCAGUAGUAUUACAUAUAUAUAGAUAGAUAGAUAGAUAUAGAUAGAUAGAUAGAUCUUUCUGUGUUUCCACCGUGUUUGCUGUGCUAUGAAUCUGUUAGCUGUUUCCAUCUCACAUCGACCUUGGAGAAUGAGAAGUUAGGUACCCCUGUCUGUUUUACAGAUGAGAAAAUUGUGGCCUACAGAGGCCAAGGGCUUGCCUGUUAACAUUCAGAAGUUAGAAGCAAAGAUGGUACAAAAAGCACUACCUGGUACACAUUUACUAUUUUCCAGAAAAGAUUUAUUGUUACAUGUUUAAUUCUAGACUCAAGACAGUAGAGUCAUCAGUUAAAAGUGUUUUUGAAAUAUUGGCUAUUUUAUAUUUUAAUAAGCUAGGCUAAGAAACCAAAUCUCUCACUAGGCAAAAAAGAUUUUUAAGAAAGAAACUGGUAGUUUUUCCCCUUGUUUCCUCUUGAUACCAAAGUUAUUUCUGUUCUUUCACAAAAGUGCCCAGUAGAGAGAUUUUGUAUGCUGCUCAGAUUACCCUUGUACCUUGUUAACACAUAAAAAUAUUAGUUCAAAUCUUGAUCUUCAUUAUAACAUGAGAGGCAAAUAUAAUUUAUCUUGGAUAAGUCUCAAGAAUUGGAAGCAGUUAAGGGAUCUAACUCACAGCAUGAGCUUGGCAGAGUUCCCCAUACCCUCUUUCUGUCAUUUGGCUACCUGUGAAGUACAUAUGAUCAUUCCAGGAAUAUGGUUUGCACUCUGAUGGAAGGUACUCUAUGAUUAUGUGCAUCACAUGUGAUAACAAUAAUCAUAAUCAUAACUAAUGUUAAUUGUUUAUCACAUACUGGGCACUGAUCUCUAUAGAUUAACUCAUUUAAACCUCACAACAAUUCUGUAUGCUAUUUAUUAUGAUGUUCUCCUUCUUACGUAUUAGAAAACUCAGGCACACAGAGGAGAAAUUAUUUGCCCAGUCAUGAAGUUCAUCAGUGGCAGAGUCAGGCUGCAAACCCAGGUAGCCCCCGUGCAGGGCUGCACUGUUAUUCGCUGCAUGACUGCUUGUCCAGUUCUGAUUUGUCUCCUUGCUCUUCAACGUUGGGCUUAUUUUCUCCACAAUAGAUGCACAAAGAAAGGAAAAAAGUCAGAGAAGCACAGACUGAUGAUACUUCGGUAGAAUUUACAGAAGCCCAAGUCU
This is a messenger RNA of Gorilla gorilla gorilla (western lowland gorilla), 3368 nucleotides long. It is a transcript of the gene VGLL2, whose product is annotated as vestigial like family member 2. Bases 85 to 1038 code for a protein of 317 amino acids. The record is from RefSeq and is a predicted model, not a curated record. The transcript has 4 exons. Gene Ontology annotation, cellular component: nucleus. Gene Ontology annotation, biological process: regulation of DNA-templated transcription. Lineage: Eukaryota; Metazoa; Chordata; Mammalia; Primates; Hominidae.